This is a messenger RNA of Umbelopsis ramanniana AG, 1615 nucleotides long. RefSeq lists its product as uncharacterized. NCBI's taxonomy places the organism in Eukaryota, Fungi, Mucoromycota, Umbelopsidomycetes, Umbelopsidales, Umbelopsidaceae. The coding region runs from base 9 to 1286 and encodes 425 amino acids. The transcript is spliced from 4 exons. Gene Ontology annotation, cellular component: plasma membrane. The record is from RefSeq and is a predicted model, not a curated record. Gene Ontology annotation, biological process: carbohydrate metabolic process; peptide modification.
UUCAAAUCAUGCAUAACCGAUAUAUUGAAAACACGUUGAAUACUGAAGACCUAGAAGACUUUCUACAACCAAAUAACCUUCAGCGGCACUUGGUUACAGAAAUUGAAUACAUUUUGGCUCGUCUACCUGCAUUUCCAAUAGGUGGCCAUACGUCCUCCAUUUACCACGGCCAGGCCGGAAUCCUUUAUUUGCUAUUCCACAUUCACAAUGUUGACCCUUCUGUCACCGUUGCUGGAGAUCCUGUAGCAGAGCUGUGUGAAAUGUAUCUGACGUCGAUAACAAAAUCAGCUGUUGAGCUGAAUUCCAAGCACUGUGGCUUCAUUGAUUCUCCGGUAGGCGCGAUAGCUGUUGCAGCUUGCGUCCAUCACGUCGUUCUACGUAAAGACUACAAGGCCAGACUUGAGCUGGAAAAACUCUUAGAGUAUCAAUCCGUCGCAAUUAACGACGCUGUUAGUGACGAGUUAUUAUAUGGUCGAGUCGGAUACCUGUACGCCUUGCAAUUGGUUUCUCUACAUUGCUCAGAUAUUGCCGGUGAUCUCAUUACGGACGACACGCGUCUAGCGGUUAUCAAGAAAGUCAUUGAACAUGGCCAGAAAGGUGCCAUAGAUGGUUGGCCAUUGAUGUGGUCCUGGCAUGACCGACAUUAUCUAGGUGCUGCUCAUGGUGUCGGGGUUCUAUUGCAAUGCGGAUCACUGGUGGACCCUUGGAAAGAGGAUCUUUUGACCGUAGCCGACCGAUUAAGUGAAAUGACACUUACAAGUGGAAAUGUGCCAUCUAGCUUGUCCAGCCAUAAGGACGAACUUGUACAAUUUUGUCACGGUGCACCCGGUGUCAUUCCUUGCCUAACUCUGAUUGACCGGCUGUACCCCGGCGACCGAUCUAAACGAAUUCUUUCGUUUGCUGAGAAGCAGGCAAAAUGUAUUUGGGAGCGUGGAAUUUUGAACAAAUCAGCAGGCCUUUGUCAUGGUAUAUCUGGGAACGCGUUUGCGUUCUUAGAACUAUACUCGGUAUGCCCAGACUCCCCAGAUUACUUGAAAAAGGCAGCAGCUUUUUGCCGAUUUGCUUGUGAAUGGAGAGAGCAUACUUCUAGAAAGGUCUUACAUACUCCUGAUCACCCAAAUAGUUUGUUUGAAGGCAAUGCUGGUCUUGCAUGGUUGCUAAUUGAUUUAUGGUGGAUCAUACAACAGAACGAACAAAGAGGACAGAAUCAGCAUGGCAGUCAAAUUAGUCAAAGCAAUCUUAAAGAGCGACCUGGUGGAUAUCCGUGUUUCACAGAUUUGAUUUGAAGACUGAAAUCUCUUGCGUGAAUAAUACACAUCUCAGUCAUGGACAAACGAUUCGAAACCUGGUUUUGCCACUGGACACUAUGCUACUAAUAUGUGAAUUUUUCAUCAAACUACAUCAAGACGUUUACAAAGUGGUCAUGUUUUUAGCAGUAGAUCCAUAUGUUCUUUGCAGAACGCUGACAGUGUAUUGAUGCUUUUUUAUUUUUGUAAAGAGAUGUGCUACAUCUGUCUGUAGGUGUCCAAUGCAGAUAUCCUCUACAUAGUUUCUCUCGUUUAUCCUUUCUCUCAAAGUAACCCUUCUUCUCCAAGAAUAUUAUGCCUAGUUUGCC